Messenger RNA from Dissoconium aciculare CBS 342.82, 2336 nucleotides. Its product is annotated as putative MFS siderophore transporter MirB-like protein. Lineage: Eukaryota; Fungi; Ascomycota; Dothideomycetes; Mycosphaerellales; Dissoconiaceae. The record is from RefSeq and is a predicted model, not a curated record. Gene Ontology annotation, molecular function: transmembrane transporter activity. Gene Ontology annotation, biological process: transmembrane transport. Bases 195 to 1979 code for a protein of 594 amino acids. The transcript has 3 exons.
GGCAUGUCGUCCGUGGGAUGGAAGGACGGCACAGUCGAAAUGCGAGUGCCUCGACCGACGCCACUUUCAGACCCUGCGCAAACUCAUGUCCAUAUCAUUACGCUUUAUAUGGGAAGCAAUGUGUGCAUUAUUGAGCUGGCGAGAGCUGCCAUAGUCGCCUCGAUCAUUCUUCACUUUUUCUCUGCACGACCAAUAUGCCAACCUGGCGUACGCAAACUCGACGGAGUUCGAACUCCGAUCCGAAGUCGAACACCGAUAGCAACGAUGUCCCGGUCACUGCUGAGACAUUGACCAACGAGAAAGUACCAGAGUCUGUCGUUCGCGAGGCAGAAUCUGCUGUGCUUCCGAACGAAGAGGCUCAACGAGGUGUCCAACAGGCUGAAGCCAUCACCUUGACAUGGACAAAGAAGUCUUUAGGCGCAGCAUACACACUCAUGUGGUUGUUGUAUCUUGUUAACGCAUUCCAAGCCUCCAUCACCAGCAAUCUGUCGGCGUACAUCACCAGCGACUUCGCCGCGCACUCCUUGAUUCCUGUCAUCGCCGUCGUCUCCAGUGUCAUGGGCGCUGCGACUUACAUGCCUUUGGCAAAAGUCCUGAACCUGUUCGACCGUUCGAUCGGAUUCAUCGCCAUGGUCGCUCUCGCAACGCUCGGCUUGAUCUUGAGUGCGGUAUGCACCAAUAUCGAGACCUAUUGCGCUGCGCAAGUCUUCUACAGCAUUGGUUUCACGGGCAUGAUCUUCAGCAUCGACGUCAUCACCGCCGAUACGUCGUCUCUUCGCGAUCGAGGCCUGGCAUAUGCUUUCACCAGCUCACCAUACAUCAUCUCGACCUUCGCCGGACCGAACAUGUCGCAGGGCUUCUACGAUCUUAAUUGGCGAUGGGGAUAUGGCGCUUUCUGCAUCAUCCUGCCUGCCGUUGCAUUGCCGAUGUUUCUACUCCUGAGAUAUAACCGCAACUUGGCGGCAAAGGCUGGAAUCUUGCCCAAGAAGGAGACAAGUGGGCGGUCGUUCGUACAAAGCGUCCAGCACUACGUUGUCGAGUUUGAUGUUCUGGGCACAUUCCUGCUUGCAGCGGGUCUCGUCUUGUCUUUGCUUCCAUUCACCAUCGCCGGAGCCGCCGCAGAUGGCUGGCGUGAGAGCUACAUCAUUGCCAUGCUUGUUCUUGGUUUCGUAGCACUGGGCGUCUUCUUCUUGGUCGAACGAUAUGUGGCAAAAGUGCCGUUCCUGGACUGGAAGGUUUUGACCUCGCGCACGGUUCUGGGUACCUGCUUGCUCAGCGUUACCUACCAGAUAGCGUACUACUGCUGGAACGGCUACUACACCAGCUACUUGCAAGUUGUCUACGGCGUCAGCAUCACUACCGCCGGUUACAUCAAUAGCAUCUUCGAUGCGGUCUCAGGCGUCUGGCUUUUCGUCGUCGGCAUUCUCAUCCGCAAGACCGGCCGCUUCCGGUGGCUCCUGUAUUUUGCAGUCCCGCUCUACCUGCUUGGAGAAGGACUCAUGAUCUACUUCCGCAACCCAUCGGUAUCUGUCGGUUACAACAUCAUGUGCCAGAUCUUCCUUGCCUUUGCAGGAGGCGUGAUGAUUAUCGUCAUGCAAGUCGCCGUCACUGCAUCAGCCGAUCACAACAACGUCGCAGCAGUCCUUGCAUUCCUCGGUGUUUUCGGAAACAUCGGUCGUGCGAUCGGUAGCAGUAUCUCCGGAGCCAUUUGGACCCAUACUCUGCCUGACGCUCUUCAACGCCUCCUACCGGAGUCCGUCAAUGCAGAUUGGGCAGUCAUCUACGAAAAUCUCGAAGUGCAGCUCAGCUACGACCUUGGAUCCCCCGAGCGCGAUGCCAUCAGUGCCGCUUACGCCUAUGCACAGGAACGAAUGCUGAUUGCUGGUACCGCAAUCAUGGCGCUGGCGAUAAUCUGGGUUGCUGUAAUCAGGGACAUCAAGCUCACCAAAGAAGUGCAGAAUAAGGGUGUCUUGUUCUAGACAACACGAGUGAAGGUCACAGCAAGUUUUAUUUUUUUCACGCGUGCUGUAAUUACUUCCCAUCCUUAGUAUCUCGCGUGCUACCUGACUAUAUACCAAGCAAUUACGAAAGGACUUCAAUCGUCUGAAGGAUUUCUUCACAACAAGUGAAGACGCGAGGCAUGGGAUUUCCCCUUAUCUGUAUCGUCGCCCUACCGAUUUGCUGUACGCGAGUCGCGCAGACAAGAGUGCGCUCUGCUCAGUAGACGAUCGACCGAGAAUGAUCAGGUUUGCUACGUUCAAGACAGGCCUGUGUCGAAAAUAAUGAUACGUUCCAAGAGAUCGAUAGCCCUCGAGCGAGUCUUGAUUAUCUAGGCG